AUGUCUGGGGAAUGUGUCACCAAUCCCGGCUUGGAGGGACCGGGAAUGACCUGUUUUCACAGAGAGUUUGGACGCGAUGCAAAAGACACUGGCCGCAUGAGGCAGCCUGAGUUCUGCUCCUGGGCCUUUGGCUUACCACGUGGGGAGCCGCUCGCGCAGGUUUGGGAGAAGAUGCCGGACCGUGUGGACGUUCUCAUGACCCACGGCCCAGCUCACUGUGCCCAGACAAAGACCGAGACCGAGACCAGGGCGGCGGAGAUUGCGAGGGGGUUUAGCGACUAG
This is a messenger RNA of Durusdinium trenchii, 282 nucleotides long. The record is from the annotation of a GenBank genome assembly. Lineage: Eukaryota; Dinophyceae; Suessiales; Symbiodiniaceae.